Pristis pectinata (smalltooth sawfish) is the source of this 2681-nucleotide messenger RNA. RefSeq names its product target of myb1 membrane trafficking protein (gene tom1). Gene Ontology annotation, cellular component: endosome; membrane. Gene Ontology annotation, molecular function: phosphatidylinositol binding; clathrin binding; ubiquitin binding. Lineage: Eukaryota; Metazoa; Chordata; Chondrichthyes; Rhinopristiformes; Pristidae. The record is from RefSeq and is a predicted model, not a curated record. Gene Ontology annotation, biological process: signal transduction. The transcript has 15 exons. Bases 36 to 1586 code for a protein of 516 amino acids.
CAGCUGACAGCUGGCUGCUCGCUCGCUCGGCGGAGAUGGAGUUUCUCUACGGGAAUCCCUUCAGCACCCAAGUCGGUCAGCGAGUUGAACAAGCAACAGAUGGAGCUUUGCAAGCAGAGGAUUGGGGCCUCAAUAUGGAGAUAUGUGAUAUCAUCAAUGAGACUGAAGAAGGACCGAAGGAUGCGAUCAGGGCCUUGAAGAAGAGGCUUUCGGGAAACAAAAACUUUCGGGAAGUGAUGUUGUGCCUGACGGUUCUGGAGACCUGUGUGAAAAACUGUGGUCAUCGAUUCCAUGUGCUGGUGGCCAGUCGUGACUUUGUGGAGGAUGUGCUAGUGAAAACUAUUCUACCCAAGAACAAUCCACCCAAUAUAGUGCAGGAUAAAGUGCUGAGUUUAAUCCAGGCUUGGGCUGAUGCUUUCCGGAGUACUCCAGAUCUCACUGGUGUUGUGACUGUUUAUGAAGAACUGAGGAGAAAGGGACUUGAGUUCCCUAUGACUGAUCUUGAUGCACUGUCUCCCAUCCACACACCCCAGAGAACUAUUCCAGAAGUUGACCCAGCAGUGUCACAGAAUUCAAUUCCAGCCCAGUCAGCGGUGUUUCCUGUCUCUGAACAACCCAUUCCAGUAGCAUCAUCAGAAGGUGCAAUUACUCCCUCACUUGAACAGGUUGCAAAACUGCGGAGUGAACUGGAUGUCGUUAAUGGUAAUGUCAAAGUGAUGUCUGAAAUGCUGACUGAGAUGGUCCCAGGUCAAGAAGAUUCCUCUGACCUUGAACUACUGCAGGAGCUGAACAGAACAUGUCGAGCAAUGCAGCAGAGAAUUCUGGAUCUCAUCUCGAGAGUGACCAACGAGCAAGUGACAGAGGAUCUGUUGCACGUCAAUGACAAUCUCAAUAACAUAUUCCUUCGAUAUGACAGGUUUGAGAGAUUCAGAACUGGACAGAAUACUGCCAACCGAGUACCCAAUAUUUCAGAGAAUGCGGACAACUUAAUAAAUCUUACACCAAACUCUCCCUCUGUUGUCACUCCAGUCACUGCCUCUAAUAUCUCGACACAGAUGGCGGGACUUAGUGUUACAGGAGAAAGUGGGAGUGGAACCGUGAAGUCAUUGGAAAACAGCCAUCCAAAAACUGAGGAAGAAGAGUUUGACAUGUUUGCACAGACUAGAAGCAAUUCCCUGGCAGAUCAGCGGAAAAACUGGUCACUUGGUCCAACCCAGACUAUGUAUUGUAGUUUUCCUCAUGGAGUCUGCUGUAUAAUCCAUAAAAGACUCCUCAAUGCAACUGCAUAUGAGGACUACAACAUGAGCAGUUGCCCAAAAAUCCAUUGUUCAGUAACAGAUUCAGUCACUCAGGCCAAUCUAAUGGAUGACAUUGAACAAUGGCUGUCCACAGAUGUGAAAGGAGAAUUGAGCAACGAUUCUGAAGGAGUAACAAGUGAAGAAUUUGAUAAGUUCCUGGAGGAACGAGCAAAAGCAGCAGAGCGACUGCCUACUCUUCCCUCACCACCUACAGAGGUCCCUGGCUCUGUUUCUACAUCCAAAAAGAAGAAGCAGGAAAAGACGGAGGAUGCCCUCUUUACCCUGUGAAACUGGACCCUGCCUCUGCCUAUCACUCUGUAUGAAGGAAUGCAUCAGGGUAGCCCUGAACUGUCUCUCUGCUAGAAAUCCAAUUCUUGCUUCUGAAUAGGGGAUGGUACGAAAUCAAAAAAAAAUACACACUUCCCAUGGGAAGUUUCAGUUUGAAGAUGGACCCUAUUUUUAAAAAAAACAAAUUCUCUUGAUUGCUCACAGAGCCCCUACAAUGGGGAUAAAGGUUAAUGUAUGUCCCUUUUGCUGAAGUUGUGGAGAUGUCAUUCAAUUACAUAUCGACGUAGGGAGCAGUGGGUUGAUAGCUCAUCUUCAAACUAUUCAUAAGAUAAUUUAAACUGCAGAUUCAAGUAUACCUUUUUAUGUAUUCCUCCUCCUAAAUCUAUGUGCAUUAUAUUUAUCUUUUAUAAGCUAAACUUCGAAAUGGUCUCUAAACUGUAACUUAUUCUAUUUUAAAAGCUUCAGUAGUGAUAAUGUGUUAUGAGAUGUGGUGGCAUAUGGGCUAUAAGGUGCCGGCUGCAAAGUAAUGGAGCUGGUUACAAGUCCCCUCUUAAAUCUGGUUUAUGGGAUCUCUGGAUUUGAAUUUCCUUGUUUGCUGUUAAGUGUGCAGCUGUAUUGGCAGCAUCCUUUACAUCUUCAUUUUCGUUAUCUAUACAGUAAACCUUCCCAUUGCCCCUUCUCCCCCGCACCCUGAAAGCUUUUGGAACGAUGAGUCAAUGCAGAGAACAGAAAGCUUUGGAAAUUGAAGGGUUGCCAGCCCUGCUUGGUUGUCUUGGAGUCACUUCGCAUUAAUUACUAAUCACCCCAUGGCACUACUGCAAGGAAAUCCAAGAGAAAAUCAUGACAAUACUAAAGCAGAAUUGUAUUUUAUCAUUUUCUUGGUUGCAAAAAAUUGAAUAUGAGAUUGACCCAGAUGUGCUUUGAUUCGACUGAGAAGGCCGUGUGCCUUCAAGAUGAGCCAACUGGAGGAGCAAGGGGUGAGGUGAUUUUCCCUGGGAAGUUUUGAUAAAUGCUCCCAGGAACACAACACAGAGUUGGCAACCCCAGGAAAAAUAAGUGGUACUAUUAUACUAUGAAUACUAGACCAAUUCUUUA